AUGGAAAAAGGGAACAGGAAUAAGGCAUACGAAGCCUUGAGCAAAAGUGCCGACACCCUUUUGGCGGAGGACCGCUACGAAGUUGGACAAGACGUAUAUGGUUUGAUCUUUGUCAGUCCUGUGACCUCUCCGUCAUUCAUUUUUGCCUUCAUUGUUGUGGGUGUAAAGUUUUCGCUCUUUGGCUUUUUGAUUUUGGACUUGUACAACAAAGCAACAGAAGUAAAUGCCCUAUUUUCGAAGAAAGGCACACUCAUCCGCGCAACACAAUUCCUGCUUCUGCCGAUUGCCAUCGCCCUUCAGGAAGAUUUGAUCUAUGUAUACACAAGAAUUGCAAACAUCAAAUACUCUAGCGAAAUCUUGGAGGAAACGCCAUCCGCUACAAAGUCAAAGUUUGCGCUGAGUUUUCUUCUUCGCCUGAUGGACGGAAUCGCUAGUUUGACAAUCAACUUCAUUCUGAUUCUGACUACAGAUGAAGUGCUGGAUCUCUUCUUGAACUUUGCUGCUCUACACUUCUUGCAAGGAAUUGACGAUGUUGCCUUUCAGAUGGCCCACGAAGGGUUUCUGGGCGAUCGAAUGGAGGACCGAUGUAGAGUGGUUGAGGAAACUACCAUGUCUAGGCGUAUCGGUGAUUCAUUCACCAACGCGUUGGACUCUAUACUAUUCAUGUUGACUUAUGCUUGCAUGAUUGGAGUUUGGACAUAUGUGUUCAUAUACGAGCAGGAAAUCGGAGACGAGCUGUAG
Cylindrotheca closterium is the source of this 741-nucleotide messenger RNA. Lineage: Eukaryota; Bacillariophyta; Bacillariophyceae; Bacillariales; Bacillariaceae. The record is from the annotation of a GenBank genome assembly.